Amaranthus tricolor (Joseph's coat) is the source of this 4716-nucleotide messenger RNA. Its product is annotated as COP1-interacting protein 7. The transcript has 13 exons. The record is from RefSeq and is a predicted model, not a curated record. The coding region runs from base 655 to 4443 and encodes 1262 amino acids. Lineage: Eukaryota; Viridiplantae; Streptophyta; Magnoliopsida; Caryophyllales; Amaranthaceae.
UUGGUUUGCCUCACUUCUCCACCAAAGAGAAAGAAAGAGGAAGAAAAAGAGAGGAAACCAAACCAAACCAAACCAACAUUAUUGUAUUUGUAGGUCUCAUUGGAAUUGGAAUCUUUGGAUGUUCUCAUUAUUUAAUUUCUUGUUGCCCGUUAUGAUUUACUUUUACUCUACACUUCUAUUUACUCCUCAUUUUUCUUUAGUGGGUUUAUGUCACUCUCCCUUUCUCUCUCUAUUUACUUUUACUGUCACUCAUCACUGUCAUCUUCUUUCUCUCUCCAUUGAAACACUCCUUUUCUUUACCGUCUUAUAAUAAACCCACCAUUGAAAGCUUCUUCCCUUUUCAUUUCCAUGUCUUUUUCUUAACAGCUUUCUUGCCCUUCACCUUUUUAAUGCUAUUUUGGCCUUAUUCAAUGAAUUCCUUCUUAUUUCACUUAAUUUAUAGGAUUAUAUUGCAAUUUACAAGUAUUAUUUAAUAGUCAAAACUCAAAACAUUUCCCAAAAAUCAGAUCUUUUUUAUUUUUAUUUCCCCAUUAAAGAACAUGAUGAACGCUAUAUAAUCUCUUGAUUAUAUUAUUUAAUUGUUAAAAGCUCAUAUCUUGUCGGGGUUUUGCCAAUUUUUUACUUAAUUUUGUUGGGUGAUUUCUUUUGAAGCAAAUGAAAUCAAGUACUCGACUUGAUUCUAUUGUUUUCCAGCUCACACCAACUAGAACAAGGUGUGACCUAGUAAUAACUGCUAAUGGCAAAAGUGAGAAGAUUGCGUCGGGUUUGCUAAACCCUUUCCUAGCUCAUUUGAAGUCAGCAGAAGAGCAGAUUGGGAAAGGAGGAUAUUCUAUCGUUCUCGAACCAAAGCACGAAAUUGAUGCUGUGUGGUUUACAAAGGGAACAGUGGAAAGGUUUGUCCGUUUUGUUAGCAGUCCGGAGAUUCUUGAGAGAGUAUACACUAUAGAAUCUGAAAUACUACAGAUUGAAAAAGCGAUUGUCGUUCAAAACUGUAAUGAUAAUGGAUUUCCCAAGGUAGAAGACAUUCCGGUGAAGUCUGAGGAAAGGCUUGAAGGCAGUAAACCUGCAUCAGGUAGUAAUGAGGAAAAGGCAAUCAUACUUUACCAGCCGGCUGGCUAUCAAGCUGAGGAAGAUACAUCUAUCACACAGGAGAAAAAUUCGAAAGUUCAACUUGUACAAGUUCUCGAGACGCGUAAAACUGUGUUGCAAAAAGAACAAGGCAUGGCCUUUGCACGAGCUGUUGCUGCUAGCUUUGAUAUUGAUAACAUAGUCACACUCCUUGCUUUCGCCGAAUGUUUUGGGGCUUCACGUAUGAUGGAUGCCUGCAAAAAGUUUUUGGACUUAUGGAAAGCAAAGCAUGAAAGUGGACAGUGGGUUGAAGUUGAAGCAACUGAAGCGAUGUCGUGCCGGUCUGACGUGCCUUCUACGAACGCUGCAGGCAUUGUCUUUCUGGGAUCAAGUGAAUCAAAGGAAUCAUUCCCACCGGGUGAUGCGACUCCUGAAAAAAAAGAUCAAGCACUUCCAAAUCCACAUGAGUACAGUCCCGGCCAGAUUCCACAUCCUAUGUUCCCGGCCUGGCAAAUGCAUCCUCAAGCAAAUGGCAUGCCCGUCUUUCCGCCAUAUUCGAUGCAAGGCAUGCCUUACUAUCAGAACUACAUGGGGCAGAGCCCUUAUUUUCAAUCAUCUUAUUCGCCUCAUGGUGAAUCCCGAUCACAUUCUGGUCGGAAAACAAGGCGUAGAAGGCAUUCAAUGGAUAGCCGAGACACGAGUGCUGAACUUGAAACCGAAGAGAUAGAUGCUUCCGGAAGAACAUCGGAUGAUGUUACGGAUGAAGAAGAUUCAGUGAGCAGGAAGCCAAAGAGUAAAGGAGAAAAAUCUUCCAGAAAGCAUUCUGGAAAAGUCGUGAUCCGUAAUAUUAAUUAUAUUACUUCCGCAAAGCAAGGCUCGUCAGAUAACGAUGCACAAUCUUGUCCCGAUUCUGGAACUGACGAUGAAGGACGAACUAUUAAAACUGAUGGAACAAGAAAACUGAAAAAGAAAGAAAGACUGUCUGAACCGGCAGACGAUGCUGGAAAUUGGCAAGCCUUUCAGAAUUUCUUACUCAAUGAUGCUGAUGAUAAUAAUAAUUCCGCAAGGAGCGGCAUGUUUGAGAUGGAAAGUAAAGUUAAAGGAAGAAAGCGACAAUCUGCUAUUGGGGACGAUUCGUCAGCUCUUGGAAUGCGUAAAUUUGAUGAAGAUCGUGAUGUAGGAAUCAGUAAAAAUCUUGAGAUUGAUGGAGAUUCAACCUGUUUGAGGAGGUCCGUGGGUGAUCAAAUGUUGAGUUAUCGUCAAGAUUCAAACUCGAGGCACGAAAAUAGCCAAGAAGAUCUGCAAUUUAUGGAAGCGGGGGGUCAAAGACGUGCUUACAGGCGAUCUGCGGAUGCAAACAUGGAAUAUAUGAUCAACCGGGAAGAUAAACUGUCGGAUGUGUGGGACCCUUCCCUAAAUCCUGUCAUCAGUAAUGGUUUUCAGGAAACGUCUGAUGGAAAUAAAAAAAGUUCAUUGAAUGGUAUGGUUGAUGAAUCUUUUAUGGUCUUGCAAAGGCCGGGUUCUUUAGAUCAAGUUAGAGGUGAUGGUAGAACAGCUGUGGAUAUGGAUUGUGAGCUUCCUUCUGUGCCUCGUAAGACGGAUCACCGCACUUAUGAGCCAAAUGAUUUAAACUUGCUGCCGAACCGUGCAAUGGAAGGUCAAUCAGGUGGCUAUGACCCAGCUAUGGAGUAUGAUAUGCAAGCUCAAAUUAGCAAUGAGGCUAGGAUGAAUGGUAAGAAGGAAGUUGCUACGGAUGCCAAAGGGUCGAGGAAAGCCAUCAAGGAUCAAAAGGUGAAGACCGAGAAAAGAAAUACACUGGGUAUCAGAAGAGAAAAACCUUCUAAAUUAAGUCCUGCUGAAGAUGCACGAGCUCGAGCUGAAAGGCUACGAGCUUAUAAGGCUGAUCUACAAAAGCUAAAAAAAGAAAAGGAAGAGGAGGAACUAAGAAGGUUAGAAGCAUUAAAGUUAGCUAGGCAAAAGAGAAUUGCUGCUAAAAGUGGCGCCAAUCCUACUCUUUCAUCUUUACCAUUGCAACCGGCCAAGAGACAAAUGCCCAAACUUUCUCUCGUCUCUCAGAAAGGGUCAAAGUUCAGUGACACAGAGCCCGGGUCUAGUUCCCCAUUACAAAGAUCCACGUUAAGAUUUAUAUCCAAGGUAUCACCAGAUUCGAGUAAAGCUUCUAAAUCUGCAAGAUUAAAUAAUGUAAGUCACACAAAUGGAAAUAGACUAACUAGGUCGUCUUCCUCACUGAGGACACGGAAGGAAGAAAAAAACAGUGUUACACCUGAUCCAAAGGCAUCAAUGUCCAGAAUCAGAAGAUUGUCGGAGCCAAAAGGCACUAUCUAUCACAAUUCUUCCGGGAAGUCUGGAAGUGCCAAUAUAGUCGCAAGACGUAGGGUAUCUGAAAGGUCCGAGAUAAAAAAUUCAUCUUCCACUUUGAACAUCGACAAAUUGAAAUCAUCGGUAGUUUCAGAAGUCAAGGUUAGAGUAUCUAAAACUUCUGCAGUUAAUGUACAGAGAAAGCCAGCUGAAGAGAUAACCCAAAAGUCCGAUGAUAUAAUUACUAGGAAUUUGAGUAAGGACCUCGCCAAUGUUUCGUCCCACCAGGAUGUAGAUGACAACCCAAUAGUUGAAAAGACUGUUGUAAUGCUCGAACGUGAGAAACCUGCAGCGCUGGUCUUUGAUGCUCUUAAGGAUAGAGUAGGUGCCCAUAUGCAGUCUAAUGCCCACAAUGAAGUUGGUAAACCGGAGGAAGAUCCGGCUGUCCCUCCACCCGCUUCACCUAUAAUUGCUGUGAAAGAAGUUGACAAAUUGACAUCAAAUUGCGUUGGUAAGGAGCCAUCUCACACCCGAUUGAUUGAGGCAGAAAAAGUGUCACCCUCAGUUGACACUCAUAAAAAAACACAUCAUGCACCACAAGCUCGGCCUUCCUCCCUAGAGGAUCCCAGCAUGGCUGUAUCAGAUUACGGGAAGGCACCACCUGCAAGCGUAGAGAGGGAAUCAGCAGGUUUACAGACGACCAAAGCACAAUUGUCCGACACUCAGAGACCUGGACUGAUUAAUACAUCAGAUGCAUAUUCAGGGAAAUCUCAGGGGAAGGAAUCAUCGAAAGGUUUUAAAAGGCUAUUGAUGUUUGGAAAGAAGAACACACCUACAAAUGAACGUAAAAUUGAGACAGAUGAAGGAAAUCUUAAUGGGUUCGUGGUUGAUGAUCAUUCAUUGAAUGGCUCUUCUAGUGAAGUUUUUACCGUGAAAAGUCUUCUGAUUCACGAGGAGAGCUCGAGUGCUGGCACUACUCCAAAGAAGUCUUCACGACCUUUCUCUUUAUUGUCACAUUUCCGAAGCAAGAACAGUGAGAAAAAGUUGUCGACAUGAAAACAAUAUGUUCCGUUCAAUGUCCGAAUAUGCCACAUGAUUUUGAUCUUUUUGUGGUAAUGUUGAGUAUGUAAAGUUCACAAUGGUGUCUUGUUGUAAAGCCUUGAUCUCGAACCCUAUGUCAUUGGUAUUAUUUAUGUGAGAGUUUAGUUGGUUAUGGUUGUGCCUAGCUCCUAUCUUGCAUGAAUCAACUUGUUUUAUCAAAGAGGUGACAUUCGGGUUGAAUGUACGAUCAAGGGUGUUGAAUUGGGUCAUUUUUCGGGUUUUUGCUUA